Vitrella brassicaformis is the source of this 973-nucleotide messenger RNA. Lineage: Eukaryota; Vitrellaceae. The record is from the annotation of a GenBank genome assembly.
GUCUGGGUACGAUGAAGCUGCAGAUGGAUUGGAUUGGCCUCGAUGUGUACGGCCACGUCGGUUACGGCAACUCGUACGCCUUCUACUCGCAGAAACGCAAACUGGCGGUGGUGGGCACUGUCAACAAUGAGGGCCGGGGGCUUUGGACUCGCAGCGUGGUGCCCAUCCUCGAGGCCGUCGAGGCCUUCCUGCAGCGACACUCGCCGCAGGCCUCUGAGUCAUGACUGAUAUGAAUGCAACGUGUGACGUGUGGGCAUUUAUCUGUCUGUCUGUCUGUCUUUUAUUGGUCAUUUCUCCAGCGAGGCUGCAUGACGCACACACUGACAGACAGGCGGUCGUCAGCCGGUGUGUGUGGCUUGUUGCGUGGCGGGACGGGAGUGUGUGUGUGUGUGUGUGUUUGCGUGUAUGUAUGUGUCGUUGAAAGGUGUUGCCAGCGCAGCACUUGACAUGGAUGGCUGGGUGGGACUCUCACCUCCGUGUGGGAGUUAGUUUUGACGGCCCGUGAGCUGCACGAGUUGCAUCGCGGGCGGCGUCGGUCGGUGGAUUUUUGAUCAUUGCUAUGUUGAUAGCAUGUGGGUGGACGAACAGUUUUCGGUUAUGUGUCUUCAGGACAUCAUCAUUUUGUAGCUUACCAGGUCCCUAUCACUUAGCCGGGCACGCAGCAGCUUGUCUCAGUCCGUCGUGCCGCAGAAUUGCGUGUCUGUGUGUGUGUGUGUGUGUGUGUAUGUGUGUCUGUCCGUUGUUGAUGUGAGCGUGUCUGAGUGUAUCUGUUUGGGUGCGUUUCUCUGUCUGUCAGUGCGUUUCUGUGUCUGUCUGUCUACUGUGUGUUUAUCUGUUUGUGUAUGUGUGGCUGAUUCAGCCAAAGCGUGUCCUACUCACGCAUCGCACGUGCCAAAGGCUGAGGCGCGGGCAUCGAUGUGCCUGCCUCGGCCAUGCUCUGUGCAUGUCGCCAGUCAUGUUAGCUGUGUUUGGG